AUGGCUCUGGAAGGCAAACUCAGACAAACCCAACGCUUCAUCACAACCCACAAUGAAGAGGGCAAAGCAAUUGUCGACACAACAAUCGACUCCAACGCACCCUUCUACGCCCUCCCCAACAAAGAAGCCCACUUCGCCUUGGGCUAUGCAACAAAGCAAUUCCCCGCGGACCUGUCAUCAGACAUGUCGUCCUACCAAGAUUUCCUCAACAACGCCCCGGGUCUGAGCGUCUCAACAGGCACAGUUUUGAGAUAUGUAGACAUGUGCCCAGGCCACAUGUCACCAAUGCAUCGCACUGUCAGUAUGGACUAUGGUGUUGUGUUGGAGGGUGAGGUGGAACUUAUCUUGGACUCGGGUGAUAAGAGGGUGCUUAAGCGGGGAGAUGUUUGUGUUCAGAGGGCUACGAUGCAUGCUUGGAGGAAUUGUAGUGAGACGGAAUGGGCGAGGAUGUUGUAUGUGCUUUUGCCGUCUACUAAGCCAGUUGUCGAUGGCAAGGAGAUGGGUGAAGAUUAUGGAAAUAUGGUUGGUGUCAAGGCUUCUGAGUAG
Messenger RNA from Fusarium coffeatum, 546 nucleotides. RefSeq lists its product as uncharacterized. The record is from RefSeq and is a predicted model, not a curated record. The coding region runs from base 1 to 546 and encodes 181 amino acids. The transcript has a single exon. Lineage: Eukaryota; Fungi; Ascomycota; Sordariomycetes; Hypocreales; Nectriaceae.